AUGAGAAGUUAGAAAGUGAUAUUAAUGAAAAUAUUGAAGAAAAAUUAAUUUAUCCAGGAAAAACUGCUGAAUAUCUUCAUGCGAUUGCUGAUUAUUCUAAAAAAGACUACAAAACUCUUCAAACGAUUAUGUUGUCUGAUAAAGAAUGGAGUGCAAUACAAAAUCUUAUACUAGUAUUACAACCUUUUGCAGAAGCAACAAAUCUCUUGGGCAGCAGUACUUAUUAUACAUACUCAAUGAUGAAUCCUAUUUUAAUUAGUAUUAAACAACAAUUUAUGCUAUUAGCAUUAUGCAGCAAUUUUAUAAUGAUGGUAUUAGAUUUUUCAAAUAAUAAAACAGUAUUUGAUGAUAAUAAUACAAAUGAAGAAGCAAAAAAUCUAAAUACUCCAUUAAAUUCAUCACAAUCUCUUCUUCCAAGUAUUUUAGAUCCACGAAUUAAAAAUUUGGCAAUUGUGUCAGAAGCAAAUAGAUAUGCGACUGAAAAACUAUUAAAAGAAAAGUUUGUUGAAAUGAAAACUGAGUUGAGUUUAAAUGAUGCAUCAUCAUUUUUAUUAAAUUCAAAUUUUCAACAAAAGACUGUAAUUCAAAAAAUAAAACAACUUAAGAUUCUUGCCAAUCUUAAAAAACUCCAAAUUGCAGUAUUUAAUGAAGUUAGCGAAUAUUUAAAAUUGGAAGAAAUUGAUUUUGAAAGUGAUGCUUUUAAUUGGUGGUAUGAAAGACAUGAAAAAUUUCCAAUUCUAAAUAGGCUUGCUAAAAAAUAUUUAGCAGUUUAUGCCUGUUCUACAGCAUCUGAAAGAUUAUUUUCUAAUGCUGGUAAUCUUUUAACUAUAAAAAGAACAUGA
Messenger RNA from Racocetra persica, 842 nucleotides. NCBI's taxonomy places the organism in Eukaryota, Fungi, Glomeromycota, Glomeromycetes, Diversisporales, Gigasporaceae. The record is from the annotation of a GenBank genome assembly.